GUUUGACAGGCCAAGAUUUCACAUUAAACCUCUCUCUGGAUCUUUCGACCUUCAAGUGCUAAGUGCUGUAGUAUGUCUGUUUUGAGAGUGUAUCUGAACUGGGUGAACUCUGUACUAAGCGACACAGGGCGGCAGGUGGAGGGACUAGCUGACGUCCAGAAAGGGGAGGUGUUGUGUCAACUGCUCAAUAUCCUUAGUCCUGGAGCAGAUCUUCACUACACAGUCACAGCUGGGGGUGAGGUAGAGGGGCAGGGGACGAUUCUCAGGUACCUGGACCAGGUCAUUUCCUACCUGACCAAGCAUGGAGUAAAGCUCAGUUUGACCAGUCAAGAUGUUAUUCAGGGAGAUGUGAAGUCCAUAUUGGACCUUUUGUGGGCUAUCAUACUUCAUUUUACAGUCCAUAAUCCAAAAAGAAGUGUUGAUAAAAGAACCAUCAGAAAUGGGAAGAAAUUGAUUCUGAAGUGGUGUUGUAAACAACUGCCAUCAGGAGUCUGGAACCCGCAGAAAACUGUGACAAACAACCUUUGUAGUCAUGAGAACUUUUCGAAGCUUCUGCAGCAAGUUUGUGGCAGUCCAGUGAAGAGCACUACAGAGGAUAAAGAAGAACAGAUUCUGAGUCUGCUGUCUCAAGUGGAAUCGAAAUACAAAGUCAAAGGGGAGAUAAUCAAACCUAAGGAGUUACUAGAUGGUACAAUAGAGGACCAUGACCUGUUGAUAUACAUUGCUCUGCUGCGUUGGAGGAUAGGAGAGACACAGGAUUCAGAGAGCUCGUCGGAAGAAAAUAGCACAAGGACAAGCGAUGCUCUGCAAGAUAACUCGAGUUUUCAUCCGAGUGAUCUAGGAAGAAGAAUCUACCCCAUGUCCACAGAAGACAACCAGUCUGGUGUGCCACUGUCGGUUAUGCUUAAAAGUUACACUAAUGGACAAGAUAAUAACCACAGUUACAUGAACAAAAUGUCUGAUAAGAAAUUUGUCACUUUCUCUGGUGAGAAUGAUAGUCUGCUUGAGAAAGGAAAAAACUGUUCAGCAGGAAGUCUGAGGCUUUCGAGGCCUAACAGUGCACCUACAUCAAGAUUUUCAGGUUCAGAAAGCAACACUUCUGGAAAAAGUGGCGCUGGCAGAUUUGUCAGAAGUUUUUCUCCUUCACGGUAUGCAAAAAGUUUCGAAAUUCCAGCAGACAAAAAGAAGGAGUUGGAAAACAGAAGUGUGAAGAUUAAUGGGCAAGUAUCUGGUGUCAUUACUCCUCCGCUAGGGGGCCACACAUCAGACACCAACGGCUUCUCAGAGGACACAUCUGAUUGGCUGUCUUCAGACAUGGAGUACCAAGGAAACACUGAUAAGGGAAUCGUUAGAGAUACUAUCAAUUUAAAGGUAAAAGAAGUAGUCACAGGAUGUGAAGCAAAGUCACUUGAGAGUGAAAAGUCCAGAGAUAAUCCAACAUGCAGUGAUAGCCAUUGUAACCAAACCAGACUCCCUUCAACCAAUAAUCCAGGAAUUAAAGGAUACCAAAAUGGAGAGCCAAAGAAUAAUUUCAGAAUCCCCGUAGGUGGCGUACCAUUGUUUGGGAUGACACCUGGCGCACCCAUGUCAUCGGGGGUAAGUGGAGGAGUGCCGCUGUUCUUGUUACCAGGGCACGGCCCUGAAGUGGCACGACUACUGGAGGUUCUCCAACAACAACAACAUACCCGUCAGACAUUGGCUGACAUGACAGACGGGGCAGUCUCAUUGGGUGACACAUCUCAAUUUGAGACAAGUGAGAGGAUCUCAGAAGGGGACUACACAGAGUACUCAAACAUUGGAGACGAAACUUCCUCAUCCAGUGAUUCUCGGGGAAAGCUUGAGAAAAACCAUUCUCAGGAUAGCUCUGAGGCAGAACUGAAACACCUUGGAGGUAGUCGGACUCCUAGUGAGGAUCUAGCUCACUACAUGUCUAGAGAAUCUCGCUUAACAGAUCCCCAGCGUCUGACAGAUUCGGGGUGUGAAUCUCAAAGUCGACCCGAGUCUAAUCAGGGAUGUAAGAUCCAGGAAGAUGAAAGUCUGAAGAAAAUCCGACUGUUAAGAGAAUCUUUGCAAAAACCUAUGGAAGAUGAUAAAUUAAAUGACAGGUCUUUCGGAUCUGGGGAUCUUCACAUGGAUGACUUAAGCUCAGGAAGAAGAGGGAAUGUUUCUCCAGGAAUGUCUUCCCUGGAAACAAAACCAUUAGCACCUAAAUGUAAACCAGAACAGCAUUUUACAAGACGAUUGAUAGAAGAUGUUGAUGAAUACAGAAGUAAGAACAACACAUCUGGUGAUGGCUACAGAGAAAGAGCAGAAAGAUUCCCAAAAGGUGAAAAGCAGUUUGAUAAAGACUUGGUUCAUCUCUUGACUGAUGAGAUAAGAAACCUGAAAUCAAAGGUUCUUACUUUGGAAAGAUCUCAGGAAGGAACGGGGCCUGACAGUUUGGAGCAGCAGGAGCGAGGCAGGAACACAGAAAGGAGCCGUUUGCCAAAAGGCCCCUCAAAGAGAUCCUCACGUGAGUCACCUCCAAGAUCUCUGUUACGCUCUCCAGAACGUACUAGUCUCUCCAGCAUAGAGGCCAGCAGGAGAGCUCGAGACACUGUCAGUGAUCUCCUAGUUACUAUGCAAAGUCCUUUAAGUCGGAAGACUGCUGAAGAUGAUAUAGACCAAAGAUCCCGCCGAGACUUGAGCAGACGGCCAUUGUUAUCAUAUCAUGGGUUUGGGCGAUCAUUAUCAGAAGAUAGACUUCACAGGAAUCAGUGUCGCCGAAGAGAAAAUCAUUCACCAGUUGAUGAUUGGAGGUCUAGAAGUUUCCAUGGACACAGUGAACAAAGUCAGGAUCCUGACUAUUAUCGUGAAGCCCGCUCCAGAAGUUUGCAAGAUCUUUCGGGAAGGAAGAUUCCCACGGGCAUACUGAUGGAUGAUGAGCUGAUUGUAAAGCCUCCAUCUGCAGCACCCAUCAAAUAUGGUUACAGCAGCCCCAUACAGAAAGUCUCCUCUGACAUUUGGGGUGUGGACAUAAAAGAUUUGGACAGUCUAGAACCUGGAAGGCAGGAAAAAUGGAAGCGGCUGACAGAGCCCAAGAAAUUCAUGACUGACAGUCAAAUCAUCGAGCUCAAGCAAUGUCUGGCCAGCGCUACAAUGGAGAAUGAAAUCCUGCAUGCCAAGGUGGGCAAUGCCAGUCAUGAGAUAGGUGAAAAGAUGACCAAAAUGGCCCAAGUUUUAGAGGAAACCAAGCUGUCCUUGAUUAAGACUCAGGCCGAGAAUGAAGAGUUGCACACUCAGUUGAACAGAGAAAGGUUAAGGUCAGACACUUUAGAGGUCAGGGUGGCUGACCUUGAAGGCUCUCUGACCAAGUCAAGGUCAGAUUGUGAGCGUCUUGAACAGGAGCUUGAAGAGGCACGGACCCUGUUGGGUGGGACCGACGCUGAUGGUAUUCACAAGGUGGAACAGGAGAAUUAUCAGUUAAAGAGACAACUUAAUGUCAGCAAACAAGAACAGAAGAAAACUAAAGAGGAGCUAGAGAGCAUGAAAGUGAGCCGGGACCGAGCCCAUUCUGCUGUGAAGGAUCUGCAGGUUAAGCUUGAUGACACAAGAGAAGAGAACCACUUCCUAAGCCAAGAAAUCAAUGAGGUCAAAACACAGGAACGAUCUUACAGGAAAACAGCGACACUUCUGACACGGGCUGCAGAUAUCAAAGAGAGGUUUUCCAACAGGGAUGAGAAAAUGAGUGCUAUCACUACCGAGGAUCGACUCCAAGCUGAUCGGAUUCAUUCCUUCUCCCCCGCCACCCCUGCACACACCUAUACCACAUCUACACCAUACUCUAAGCUGAAGAGUUCUGAGCCCUUGAUGACGAGUAGUCCCUCCAGGGGGCACUUUAUACCACGAUCUGUCUCCCCAACAGAUAUCAGCCCAGUAAAGAACUACCCAUCAAGACCCAAAUCCUACAACUAUGAGGAGAUUUCGCCCGCUGUCAAGUCAUCCUUCAGAGAAAUCUACCCACAUCGCAGAGGAAAGACUUCAGCCCUCCAUACAAGAGAUGCUUUUCAAGAUGUUACCCCAGGGGAUGAAGGGCGUAUGAAGUGGUCUCUGACCGGUCAGCUUAACUACUCAGACAGUGACCUGGGUGAGAGUCAAGCAGAGAAGCCAUAUAUAGAUGGGUACAUGGACAGUCGGCCACCCCACCGUGACCCACUGAGAGAAUCCCAAACCUCACAUACGUCAAGGUCACGCCAAGGUGGAAGCAGAAGUUAUGCCGAAGAAAUAGAAAAUCUCAAGUCCCACCUCUCCCGGUCAUAUCUCAGUGAGGACAAUGGGCCUCGACAAAGACCUCGCUCAACAGAUCCUCAUUCCUUAGCACUGCAUCAUCAUUCAGGGCUCAACAACAGUUACCAUGGCAACUCAGGGUAUGACUGGGAAAUGAGAACUCCUCAAGGGAGAUCACUGAGUGAGUUUACUCCACAGAGACCGUUCAAAGCUGCAGGCCGUUCUCCAGUAAGAAGUAGUGGUCCAGUCCGAGGAAUUCUCAAACCUGCCAGUAGCGAUCAGGACCUCAGGAGAAUUGGCAGGAGUUCUCCACCCAGCCGGCGGAGUGCUAGUCCUAAUGUCACCUUCAACAUGGAGGUUGCAUCACGAGCCAUCUCCCCACAGAGUACGAUCAGUCGCCAUGAGACGGUGGGACAUCUGAGAGGCCAUUCGCAUUCCGGAGGGGUUCCACUGUUUGGGGUUCCAGCCCGUCGCUAUGGCAUCGUUCGAAAUCUAAACGAUGAGUUUGAAGACGAGGAACCAGUCCGAGACUCUGAGAACCAUUCAAUUCAGGGGUUCCGUGCCAAGAACUGGUUUGAAAAUAAAAACAGCUGUGACGCCUCUGUACUAACCAUGGACCAGCGGCAGUUCGCUGAUUUCCUCAUUGAUAAAUACCUGAACCAUCGUGUACCCUACCUGGACUCGGCCUGUCCCAGUGUCUAAGAGAUUUGAGGCACAGAGUUUGCUAAGAAGUGUGAUGUUUAUUUGUGGCAGCAGCCAAUGUACAUUUGGAGGUCCAGUGGAUAAGCAGCAUUCACAAAGGAACAUUCAAGUUGAAAUUGUAGUCCACUAAUAUAAAAGCUCUGUAUGUGGCUUACAGGAAUUUGAAAAAAAAAAGGGAAUACAGACGGAAGGGGGAGGAGGUCUUUUUGUUAUGAAAUACAAUGUUAGUGAGUUGUCCCCGUUUGUGAAUUUUGAAGAGAAUGAUAAAGUUAUUACAUAAUUGUGAUAUUUAUAUGUGCAUGUACUAUGCAUAACUGCUAUUGCUGUUUCCUGUAUUAACCCUACAAAAACACCUAUGCUAACGAUGCCUGUAUGCAAAUGAGUAGUACUGGGCUUCAGCAGACGCGUCAGUAUUAUAGCAUGUAUAAGUUAAUGAGGGUAUGUCAGUACUAGACUGCACGGCAGUAUUAAAUGUCAUACAAUUAGUACUGUGGUUGUUCCGUCAUUGUUGGGUAAGGAGUUUUUUGGAAGGCUUCCAAUUCUGCAUUGUUAUGCUGGCCUUUGUAUUAACCAGAUACUGUCAUAUCAUUGGUUAGGUCCUAAAUGAUGCCACUGUCAAGAUUAGAAUGUUAUAGACUGCUGAGUAUUAGGGUUACGGUUGCAGUGGGCUUCAUACUGUACGAUUCACGUCAAUGCAGGACAAAAUUGUCUCUUGUGGACAAGAUACAGAUAUAUGUAUCAAAGAAAAACAAACGAAUAGCGACAUGUAUGUGCGCAAAUAAAAUGUAUGUUAGAAUGGAAUUCUACCUCAAAACAUUAUGAGUUUUGAAUUUCAAUUUUUCUGGUAUCUUUCUGAGAGCUCUGUUGUUUUGUUCAUUACCUUAUUAUGGUACUCGUGGAGGAAUUAGCCAACUGCAUUUUUCAUUAUUUACAUGUAAGUUUGAUUUUAAUAUUGUGCUGUAAGUUCUUGCAUGUUAUAUGUUAAAUGUUAUAACCACUUUUGUAUUCCUUUUUACUUAUGACAUAAUAUAUGUUUGUAUAUAUUAGAUAUGUGCACAUAUUACAACUGUAGCAUAAGGGCACUUAUGUUUAUGAUGGUAUUGUUUUGAUGUUUAAAUUUUAAUGAAAUUUACAUGUAAUUAUUACCAGUCUGACUGGUGCUGAUUAGAGCAAAAGCUG
Messenger RNA from Liolophura sinensis, 6147 nucleotides. RefSeq lists its product as uncharacterized. The transcript is spliced from 13 exons. The coding region runs from base 73 to 4968 and encodes 1631 amino acids. Lineage: Eukaryota; Metazoa; Mollusca; Polyplacophora; Chitonida; Chitonidae. The record is from RefSeq and is a predicted model, not a curated record. Gene Ontology annotation, molecular function: protein binding.